This is a messenger RNA of Lampris incognitus (smalleye Pacific opah), 2455 nucleotides long. RefSeq lists its product as uncharacterized. Gene Ontology annotation, cellular component: nucleus; cytosol. Gene Ontology annotation, biological process: intracellular iron ion homeostasis. The transcript has 3 exons. The record is from RefSeq and is a predicted model, not a curated record. Lineage: Eukaryota; Metazoa; Chordata; Actinopteri; Lampriformes; Lampridae. Bases 137 to 397 code for a protein of 86 amino acids. Gene Ontology annotation, molecular function: 2 iron, 2 sulfur cluster binding.
CGGAACCCGUCCCCUCUUGCGCAGGACUAUAUAUAUAUAUAUGUGUGUGUUUUAUUGGCAGCGGAACCGAAAGUCGUCCCGGUCUGCAUGAACGACCGAUUUGCUUGAAACAAAGAGCUCCCCUGUCCAAGUUAGCAUGGCCGUGACGGCGCAGCACAUCCGCGAGAAGCUCACCGAGGAGCUUGAAGCGAGCCAUGUGGACGUCGAAGAUACCUCACCCAACAGAUGUGCGGCAAGUUUCAAAGUGUUGGUCGUGUCGUCCCAGUUUGAGGGCAAGCCUCUUUUACAGAGACACAGGAUGGUGAACAGCUGCUUAGCUGAAGAGCUGAAAGAGAUCCACGCCUUCGAAAUGAAGACCCUCACACCGGAGCAGUGGGAGAAACUCAAACCACAGUGACAAUCUGACACGGGCUGCAAGAAACGCACGUCAAUCUGCAAUGACAUGAAGAGGCGUUGACAAAUGCAUCACACUCCUCAGCUGAUAGCUUAUUCUGAAAGAAAGUAAGCUGGCGCUUUCUUUCAUUUUCUAUAUAUAUAUCAGCAAUAUGGGAAUACAUGUGACAGGAAAUGUUGGCAAUAAAACUCGUGCAGAUUAGGGGAAACUCAAAAGCUUCUUUAUUCUGCUGGUCUUGAAGAUAUACAUGUAUGCCUCUGUCUAUAUUCAUGUUUAGUACUCGAGGUUACCUGAAGUGGGCUAAGAUCAUUGUAAGUGUGUCCUAACCCAUAUUGCCUUCAUUUGGAAGCUGUCUGUUCAGUGCUGGGUUGUUCUUCGUGACAUGUAUGUAGUGUGCAGCGAGCUGGGCUGUGAGCCAUUAGGUCACCUGUUAUAGCCGAGGCAUCUGUGGCAGUAGCUCAACGUCAUAAUUUGAAUAAGCCCAAUGUCUUCACGAUGUCUUAAAAGUGUUUAUGUAAUUGUCAGACAAACUACAGUGAUUUUAGUGACGUUUUAUACGUAGUGGUUUUUAUAGCACCACAUGAUGGCGCCCGCAGCAAGUAUGAUGGGUAUUACAAACGAGGACACAUUUAAAAUGCUCCUGAUCUUCCACUGCAGGGAUGCACCGAUACUGGUGUUGGGUAUCGGGCUGAUACCAGGCUAAAAUGUAGUAUUGGUAUCGUGAGAUUUUCCCCAAGACGUGUAAUAGAAAAGCCACGCGUAACAUGUCGGAUAAAAGCAAAGUGGUGGGAUUUAGUAUGUUUUGGGACAUGGAAGCCCGUGUUUCUUAGAUGAUAGGAAAAAAAAAUGCUUCCGUCUCUUUUAUUUUUCCCAUUGAUUCCAAACUCACGGUCUGUGUCUGCACAGUUCAGCAAAAGUAACGGGUCGGAUUGGUACUCGGUAUCGAUCAAUACUAAGAUUCGUACUUGAUCUCGGUAUCAGCGCUGAAAAAGGUUAUAUCGGUGCAUCCCUGUAGAAACUGAGGGUAUAUUCUUGAAGUGUGUAGAGGAACCUGCUUCAUGUAUUUCCAUGUAGAGAUUCUGUGCUUUAUAGCCGUGUGUUAUGUAAAGACUCCGCUCCUGCAGUGCUCACAGUACAUCUCAGAAUGUAUUCACACUACUCUGAGAUCACAGCCUGCUGUUUCCUGUGCAAAACCAGUCCCCGAAGCCACGGCGCCCACUUCAUGAAGACUUUAGACGUUAGCUCAGGUCAAGAGUCGUCAUACGACAGUGUUGGAUGCUGGAUGGAGGAGAUCGCCCAAGAACUCCCGGAACCGUGCAAGACGUCGAGAAGCAAUCGGUUCUGUCAUUUUAUCGCCAUGGCGCUGCCAAUUUUGUCAUGUGGAUUGCUGUGUGAUUUAUGUGGUGGUGUUUUUUUUUCUUCUUUUUUUUUUCUUGGCUGGUACCCAACAGAAAGGGCAAAGGGUGACGGGGCAUGUGUGAGAUUUGAUUAUGCACCAUUUUAAAGAUGCUGACUGAAUUUAAAUGACAUGAAUAAUUCACUGAGCACAUUGCUACCAAUUCAAUAAACAUGCAGAUAGAUGCACAUGUGAGUCCGCAGAGCAGACGGUGUGUUCUUGGGCGUGCGUGGACGGUUGGUGCAGACGUGCACGGAGGCGCUGGCGUUCCCAUCGAGUGGAAACAACACAGCACUCUCACCCGGACCUCCUGCCUGCAGAACUUUCAGGCCAGCUGCUUUUCAGGAGGGCAAGUUAGUGGCGCUCCCUUUGAUCACCGAGCCUACAUCACCACACACUGUGCAGCCAUUAUUGUCAGCGUAUAGAUUUAUUCUCCAACACCCCAGUCAUCACUUAAGGCGCCGGUCAUAUUAAUAUUCCUCUGAAGUGUCAGUGACUGAUGAGACUGUUUUAUUUUAGAGCUACAGUCUUGACAACUACUUGUUAAAUGUCUGUAUGUAAUCUGUUUGUAUGAACAAGCCAAAACCCAAUCAUCGAUUUAUAAUUGACAAAUUGGAUCGAUCUUUUUUUUUGAUAAUAAUGAUGAGUAAUAUACAUAUACUAUA